Messenger RNA from Penicillium odoratum, 252 nucleotides. RefSeq lists its product as uncharacterized. The transcript has 2 exons. The record is from RefSeq and is a predicted model, not a curated record. Bases 1 to 252 code for a protein of 83 amino acids. Lineage: Eukaryota; Fungi; Ascomycota; Eurotiomycetes; Eurotiales; Aspergillaceae.
AUGACAGGUCUAUUAAUGGCGUCCAAGAGCCGUUUCAGUGGAGCUGGACAGCGCCCAUUGCCCGACCUGACACAGGGGCAGAACGCGGAUGCUUCAGGAACCGCGAGAGGAUGUGUAAUUUCCCGGCACUGGGAGGGCGACAAGGUAGACCAAUGGGCGGGCACGAACGCGAAGCGCCCGGAUGUACCUGCAGGAGGACCAGGUUCCCGGCGCUUCGACCGAAUUGGAUUGGUUGGACUGUCGGAUUUGUGA